CUCUAAGCCUUGUCAGAAGCCAUAUUAAACAUUUGGACGGCGAAACCAACCCUUGGCUAUUUUAGCUUUUGGACUGUUGGUGGCUGUUACAUAGGGCCAAAGCUUGUUCGCUAGACGAAGUUGGUUCAGGCAAGGCGAGACAGCGCAAGACAAACCAGAAGCUGUCGCACAGGAAACGAGGGGAAAUUGACAAGCUAGGCGGACUGAACUAGGUAUUCUUCUCGCGAGGGCAAAGGCGAAACAGCUUGCAUUUUUGCUCAAAAAGGGGACUACUAUCUCUUCCAUCUUAUCACCACCAUUCCCCAGCCAUCCCAACGUCGCAAGCUGAGAUCACCACCCCCACGAUAAUCAUGGCCUCAAAGACCUUUGAAUGGCGACCAGCAAAGCUGCUCCAGGACUAUAACAUCGGCCAGGACUUCGCUCUUCUCAUUCUUAACCAGCCUUUGAAGAACGGCGUCAACCUGCGCAAGCUCUGGAAGAACUCUUCUGUUAGAGUCGCAGCAGAUGGAGGAGCAAACAGACUACACAAGCUCUCAUCUUUCCAUGGAAAAUACUCCAACCUUCAGCUCAUCAUCGGCGACCUCGAUUCCCUGACCCCAACGGUCCGCGAUUUCUACUCGUCGCAACCCUCCCCUGCGCAAAUCAUCCGCGACGCCGAUCAAGAGUCGACCGAUUUCUCCAAAGCCGUCAACUGGAUCCGCAAAGAACACUCGGGAAUUGAUAUUGUCGCUCUUGGAGGCAUUGGUGGCCGUGUCGACCAGGGUCUUUCCCAGCUCCACCACCUGUACCUCUUCCAAACCGAUCCCGAAUAUGCGAGCGGCCGCGUCUUCCUCCUCUCCGGCUCGAGCUUGACCUUUUUGCUCAAAGCUGGCACACACCACAUCCAGGUCCGCGAGGAUGGCGAGGAGGACGCCUUUGGCAAGCACAUUGGCAUUAUUCCCCUCAAGGAAGCCGCCAACAUUACAACAAAGGGAUUCGAGUGGGACGUCGAGGACUGGCACACCGAGAUUGGCGGCAAGUUAAGUACUAGCAAUCACAUCUUGCCCGAUUCGCAGAUCGUGACAGUGACGACGAACAAAGACGUGCUUUUCACAGUAGCACUUAAAGAAGGCGACGGUGAUGACGAGUAAUCCAAUUCUCAAGCUCAGUGGAUCAUAUUGUGCCUUGUAUUUUGAACCCGCUGCAGAUGGGUGGUAUGAUACAAGUCUAAAGAACAAACUCAAGACACAAAUAAAAGA
Molecule: messenger RNA, 1238 nt
Organism: Fusarium graminearum PH-1
Lineage: Eukaryota; Fungi; Ascomycota; Sordariomycetes; Hypocreales; Nectriaceae
Exons: 3
Coding region: 351-1130 (259 amino acids)
Biological process (GO): thiamine metabolic process; thiamine diphosphate biosynthetic process
Molecular function (GO): thiamine binding; ATP binding; thiamine diphosphokinase activity
Source: RefSeq, a predicted model, not a curated record